AUGAUGCUCCAUCUUCUUUCUUUGCCUCUCUUGCUUACUUUCCUACUCUUUCUUUUGGCCAUUCUCAAACACUGGAGGAGAAGUAAGUCUCAACUCCUCAACAACAACACAAGAUUGCCACCAAGGCCUCCAAAGCUUUCCUUUAUUGGGCACUUGCACCAUUUAAUCGGCACUGUCCGAUCCUAUGUCUUGACAGACUUGGCGGAGAAAUAUGGACCCAUUAUGCAUCUUCAGCUGGGAAAGCUUCUAGCUAUGGUGAUUUCAACAGCAAAAGUUGCAGAACAGGUUUUGAAGACCCAUGAACUUAACUUCGCCCAAAGGCCUAUUGUUCAUGCCGUGGCGGUCAUGCCAUACCAUGACUCCACCAUCAUCUUCUCUCCCUAUAACGAUCACUGGAGACAAAUGUGA
This is a messenger RNA of Camellia sinensis, 408 nucleotides long. Lineage: Eukaryota; Viridiplantae; Streptophyta; Magnoliopsida; Ericales; Theaceae. The record is from RefSeq and is a predicted model, not a curated record.